AUGGAUGGUAUUGAUCCGGACGUGCUCUUAGAAUGGCUUCAGACGGGCAUCGGAGACGAGCGGGACCUUCAGAUGAUGGCGCUAGAACAGCUAUGCAUGUUGUUGCUUAUGUCAGAUAAUAUUGACCGGUGUUUUGAAUCAUGCCCUCCUCGAACUUUUCUUCCUGCGCUUUGCAAAAUCUUCUUAGACGAGACUGCAACUGAAGCCGUUCUAGAGGUGACGGCUCGUGCAAUUACAUAUUAUCUCGAUGUUUCCAAUGAAUGCACGCGGCGUAUAAUACAGGUUGACGGUGCAGUGAAGGCUAUAUGCAAUCGGCUUGCAGCUGCAGAAAUGACGGAUAGAACCAGCAAGGAUCUAGCUGAACAAUGCGUGAAAUUGUUGGAACAUAUCUGUCAACGCGAGACACUCGCUGUAUAUGAUGCUGGUGGUAUGCAUGCAAUGCUUACCCUUGUUCGUCAGCAUGGUUCGCAAGUUCAUAAGGAUACCAUGCAUUCGGCAAUGUCUGUAGUCACACGAUUGUGCGGCAAAAUGGAACCAAAUGAUGCUGCCCUCCCACAAUGUGCUGAAAGCCUCGGAGCUUUGCUAGCACAUGAGGAUACCAAGGUUUCGGAAAGUGCUUUACGUUGUUUUGCUGCUCUGACAGAUCGUUUCAUUCGCAAGAUGCUUGACCCCGCUGAGUUGGCCACACACAGCAAUUUGGUUGAGCACCUGCUAACCACACUGUCUAGUGAAACUGCUGCCCAUUCUGCCAAUUUCAUCUCUAUUGUUCUGUCAUUGCUCAGUAAUCUGUGUCGAGGCAGUGCUGCGGUCACCGAGCAAGUGUUGAGUUCUCCCCGCCUGAUAUCUGCGCUCCAGUGCGUGCUCACUAACAAGGACGAUCGUUGUGUUACGGACGGACUUCGUCUAGCAGACCUUUUAGUGGUUCUCCUAAGUGAAGGAAGAUCAGCUCUUCCAUUCACAGUGGCUUACCAGUCAAGUGGGGAGCCAGGCCAGAGCGGUCAGAGCGCUGAACGAGCACAUCGUCAUUUAAUUGAUGCAAUCAGGCAAAAAGAUCUGAGUGCUCUUGUCGAUACAAUAGACAAUGGCGUUGUUGAUGUGAAUUUUACCGAUGAUGUUGGGCAGACUUUAUGUAACUGGGCAUCUGCAUUUGGUUCUUUAGAAAUGGUGCAGUAUCUUUGUGAUAAGGGUGCUGAUGUCAACAAAGGGCACAAAAGUAGCAGCUUGCACUACGCUGCUUCCUUUGGACGUCCCGAUAUAGUAAAAGUGUUGUUACAACGUGGUGCAAAUCCUGACUUAAGAGAUGAGGAUGGAAAAACGGCAUUAGAUAAAGCUCGAGAGAGAACUGACGAGGACCACACUCAGGUUGCACAAAUUCUUGAAAGUCCGUCGGUCUACAUGCACAGCAAGUCCGACGAGCAAAAUAAGGCGAAGGCAGCUUCUGUGGUGCGAAAAACGAGCACAAGUGAUCUUCCCGAUAGAGAUUUAGCCGUUCGUGUUCUACACCAGCUACUACCAAUAUUUUGCGAAAUCUUCAUGAAGUCUCUUUCUGCAAGCGUCCGUAGGACUUCUCUUUCGUUGCUCCGUAAGAUCGUGGAGCACAUGCAGUUAGACGAUUUACGUAACGCUCCUAGACAAAGGAAGGAGCUUCAAGGUUGUUCAUCAGAUGUUCACGCAACCUCCUCCAGUGAUCUGCCUCCUGGAGCAGAGAACUUGGUUUCAGUUGUGGUUUCCGUUUUAGAGCAAGAGGAGGACCACGAUGGGCAAGAACAAGUCUUAUUGAUUCUGUCCUCUUUAUUGCGCAAGGAUCCUGAACUAUGGGUUCCAGAACUCGUCCGUCUUGGCGUCUUUGAACGUGUGGAAGCAAUGGCUAAAGAACCGCCGAGGAACCCAGAUGAUGACGAAGACGAAGGGGAUCGUGUAGAUGACUUGAACGCACGGAACAGUGCGAUGAGCAGAUCGACUACCUCUACACCAUCAGUCGCCAUGGAACUAGACGUAGCGGAAAGAAGUGUAUCAGCAGGAAUUAACGAUGAAGCAGAAAGAGAACGUGCAGCAAUGUUAAACGUAAUGAUGGAGGUGGAAGAUAUGAGUACCACGGAAACUCCUCCACCCACUGUAGAGGUGGUGGAUUCAAAUGCUGGAACAUCGCUUACCCUUAUGGUACCGACAUCAUCGAGCGAUAAAGGGAAACUAGUCCUACAACAAGACAUGCCUUAUCGUUGGAAGGAAUGGCGUAUUGUUCGCGGCGAGGAGUCCACAUUUGUAUGGUGCGAUGUUCUUGCGCUUGAAAUGAGCUUCAACAGCAAUGGAUGGUUUCGUUUUCUCAUGGACGGCGAGGUGACAACCAUGUUCAAUAAUGGUGUUACUGAAAGCGUAUCGGAUGAAGUUCGCGCUGAAAACAAAAAGUCGUUCAUGGCAAGAUGGCGAAGAGUUAAGCAAGCAUGGAAUGAUGACUCAAUGCCAGUUAGCAUUCUGUGUGUUCCCAGCAUAGGCAAAAAGGUGGAAUUCCCCCGUUGGGAAAUUUGGAGUCCUCGUUCUACUGAGCUCACCAUAAAGUGUUUGAAGAGUGAGGAACAUAUAGUUGUGAAAGACGAACUUGGUGGGUUCGUGCUGGAAACCACUGACAAAACAAAACACAGCCAAAUGCCUGAAACCGCUCUCGCUUCGGAGUUCCACACCGGUUGGAGUUCGCACGGAAUGACUGCUAGACGCUCGAAGUUCCGAGGGGAGAUUCAGCGUCGAAAAGUGCAAGAACUCGCUUGGGAAUUAUGGAACAACCACCUCAAAGAGGCUCGUGCCAAACCUCGUGAAGCUCUGAUUGAAUUGCAGAAAGCGGCGGUUUGCAUUCAGGACGCUGUCACAACUGCAAACUUGAUCGCUGGUAUCUCUAUCAAGAGCAAGCAUGUCAAACAACCGCGCAUCGAAAAGGUGCAAGAGCUGGUAUCAGCACUGAAAUGCGUACGGGAAUCUGUCAUGGAUGAUAGGCGCUUAUCCACAUUCGAAUUUUCUGUCUCUGGUAUCGUCCCUGCUUUGCAUAACUUGCUUGCUUUGGUUGAGAGACAACCUGGAAGCUAUCCUGCUCGUAUAUUUGGCGAAACUUUCGCACACGGAAUGGCUCUAUCUAGUCUUGCAACAAAGAUGGUCUCUGUUCUGGAGUCCACUGAGAAGUUCCCGCAAUAUCUUUACGAUACACCAGGUGGAUCGGCAUUCGGACUUCAACUAUUGUCUCGGCGAAUUCGCAUGAAGCUCGAGCAAGCUAUAAGCGAACAUGACGAUAAGAAACAACUCAUCAACAGGAGUGGGCGGCUACUUAAAAGCGAGCCUUUAACAACUAUUGGUCAGCUGAAGUCUUUCCUCUUGAAGAUGGUUGCCAAGCAAUGGUUUGAUCGAGAACGUGCCAAUUUGGGUUUUGUGAAAGCAAUUGAAGAAUCGAAAAAAACCGGGGAUCGCAUAAGACUCAUUUACACAAGCGAUUUUGAUGAACAAGGUGUCAUUUACUGGCUUGGAACCAACGGCAGAACUGCAUCGGACUGGACCAAUCCCGCUUCAGUUGGAAUAGUUCAAGUCACUUGCUCUGAUCAGCGGCAACCUUUUGGAAAACCUGAGGAUGUUCUCAGCCGUGACGUUAAUCCUAUAAAUUGUCACUCUAGCGACGAUAAGAACGCAAACUUCACGAUCGACCUCGGUGUUCUGAUCUAUCCAUCUGCAUACACACUUCGUCAUGCUAGAGGGUACGGGCGAUCAGCUCUUCGAAACUGGCUUCUUCAAGGUUCGAAAGACAAACAAGUCUGGGAAGUACUCGUUGCCCAUACUGAUGACACCAGCCUUGGUGAUCCUGGAUCAACAGCCACAUGGCCAAUUGAAGACGAUCGUUCUAAAGGGCCGUUCCGAUACUUGCGCAUUGCUCAGAAUGGAAAAAAUUCGUCUGGGCAAACCUACUACUUGAGUAUUUCUGGAUUUGAAGUCUACGGAGAGAUUGUCGACGUUGUUGUCGAUGGAUUUACAGCACAAAAAGACGAAAAAGAUAGAGGCAGUGGCGCAUUUGGCAAAUCCAAGAUUCCGUUGCCUUCGUCUUCGCGCAAAGAUUCUAAUAGAGAUGACAAAGUAGAAUCUCUAAUGCCGCAGGGUGCGAACAAUAACAAACUAAGAGCAGGACUCACUGCCGACAUGGUGUCGAUGAUGCACACAAGAUCUCGUAUGCGUGUGGCACGAGCAGGCCGUCAUGCUGCAGUUGGAACUGAUGCUCGAGGUAUGCGAGUUAUUCGUGGUCCAGACUGGUCUUGGGAUGACCAAGAUGGUGGUGGCGAAGGAAAAAUUGUUGGAUGUGUUGAGAAUGGAUGGGUGGACGUGCAAUGGGAUAAUGGCUAUACGAAUUCGUACCGUUUUGGAGCCGAUGGUCGUUUCGAUAUUCAACGUGUGAGCGGUAGAACAUCGCUCACCACAUCCACUCCUGCCAUUUCGGUGCUGGAAGCUGUUCGAGCGAAAGGACGAGGUUUGAUGGGAAAAACGAGGGAAGUCAGUGGAGUGCGAGAUGGAGGAUCGUCGCCAUUUGCGUCUUUUACCGGCUUUACACCAUUCGGAACGAAACAGCGCAAGUCUGGAGUUUCGACCCCUUUGUCACGUUUUGCAAAAGUGCCCUCAACUUCAUCUGCUAAUGCUACGUCAACGAGUUCCUCUAACAUUGGCAAGAAAUCGAUGUCGACUACAAAUCUUGUUGAAGACCGAGCGAAAACUGGACCAAGCGUUGCCUCAACUGGUCAGGCAGCCUCCGCCGAGUCUCUUCAGCAUCAGACUCAGUCCCUUGAGAACCUUCUUGCUCGGGCCAAUCCUCACAAGUUUGGCCGAAUAGCGGAAACUAUGGAGAGCGGGGCUGAGACCCCAGAACCUGGCCACGAAACACCGGUGGCAGCAGAAACCGAAGAAAGCGACUCCGCCACUAGCGCCGCCGGCUCGCAUGCGGCUCUUUCGGUGUGUUCUUCUCAGUCUUCUGUCAUUGACGCGACACCCCGUGAUGGUGCGACUCCAUCCGCACCACAAGUUGAUUCGACAAAGAUGAGCAGUCUCUCCGUGUCUGCGCCAGAUCUCGCUGCUGCCCGUCAACGACAACAGUCAAGUGAUACGUUUGAGAUGGACAAAACAGUGGAGGAGGACGAAGAGCAGGAUGGCGAAGACGAAGAAGAAGAAGAUAGCAACGAAAAGGUCAACUUUGCGGAUAUGAUGGUUGACGCCCUAAACAACACUUCAGAAAGAAGCUUGUUUGAGAAACUCCGUGAAGUUUUCGGGACUGAAGACUCAUUAGAGCACCUUAUAACUUCUUCCUCCUCAAAUGCUGAACCCGGUGAAGUCACAACUCCGUCCACGUCUACAUCGGUAUCUCAGAAAAGCAUCAAGAAGGAUAAGACAUCUCUUAAGCAGAAACUAGGAAACUACGCAGAUGUUCUUAAAGGAAUUAUGCAGACGAUGAUGGAUCCAAGUGGAAACUCGCUAGAAGUUGAAGAAUUGCUUGACGAGGAUGACUAUUAUGACGACGAGGAAGGUAAUGAAGAGGACAUUGAGGAUGACCUAAAUGCGCUCGGCGUUCCCGUCGACUCACUCGCCACAGUGCUCACGGGUAGAGGAGGGGAAGGAUUCAAGUUGAACUGGAAGCAGCUGAUGAGUGGAGGGCUUGAUUCUCGUGGCCGUGACCAGCGUGGAAAUAGCAAGAACAAUUUCCGGUCGUGGGACGAUGAAUUGGUGUUGAAAUGCUCUUUCCAGGCCCUAAUUCCUGCUUUCGAUCCUCGUCCUGGUCGUACAAACGUUAACCAAACGCAAGAUGUGGAGCUUCCAGCAGUAGUACCUGAUCCCGCACAAGCAAAACCCGUUGCGGUAGGUGAAAAGUCCGAUGAGACUUCUCUACGUCUGUUCUUGCGCGGACCUAACAUGAGCGGUGUCGAAAAUGUCACCUUAGAGAUGGCUGCUGAUGAUCACAGCCUUUUCUACUAUGUGCAGGCUCUAGUUGGAGCUAUUGACUGGGGAACGAAAUGCGAACGCAGUCGACGUGUAUGGGAGCCUACGUAUACAUUGAUUUAUGAGGAUGCUUCUUUAUCGUAUGUAACGAAAUUUAAUCAGAUCUCCUCAGAUGACAGCAAAGUCCCUCCUGCUGUUAAUGAGUGCUUGGAAGUCAUUGGGUUGUUGUCACGAAUUGGAGAACGCUUCCCUGAUGCACAAAUAAGCCCUCAGGUCUUCAUUAGCGACAAAUUAACUCAGAAGCUUACGCAGGAACUCUCCGAUGCCCUAGUGGUUGCAGCAAGAGCGAUGCCGGAUUGGUGUGAACGCCUUAUUUAUACAUAUCCAUGCCUUUUCUCAGCGGAAACAAAGAACAUGUACAUGCAAGCUACAGCAUUCGGAGUAUCGCGCACUAUCGUAUGGUUGCAGUCCCGUCGAGACGCUGCAUUGGAUCGAGCGCGUGGUGCUGCUCAGAGUACUACCAGUAGUGCAAGCAGACCGCAUGAUCGCUAUCAGGAAUAUCGCGUCGGACGACUAAAGCACGAACGCAUUAAGGUCACUCGUUCCGAGGAGCAUCUCCUUGAGCAGGCAAUUCGCGUCAUGAAAUUUCAUGCUGAUCGCAAAGCUGUCCUCGAAAUUGAAUAUGUGGGCGAAGAAGGCACUGGUCUUGGGCCAACUUUGGAAUUCUAUGCUUUGGUUGCUGCUGAACUACAGCGGAAAGCUCUUGCAAUCUGGCUUUGUGAUGACAUGGAUGAGCAUCAGCUGAAAAUGGAAGAGCGUGAACUCGAUUUAGGAGAAGGAAAGAAACCACCAGGAUUUUAUGUUCGUCGUGCUGGUGGCCUCUUCCCUGCACCUCUUCCACCUCAUACAGAUGAAGUACGUAGGGCAUCGGAGAUGUUCCGAGUUCUAGGCAUAUUCUUGGCUAAGGUUCUUCAAGAUGGAAGGCUCGUUGAUCUACCGUUGGCGCGUCCCUUCUUUAAGCUUAUUGUCUCCCCGCAUCUGAGUGAAGCUGAGGAACCAUCUCUAGAUCGUGUCCUUUCGUUGGAUGAUUUUGAAGAAGUUCACCCUGUGAAAGGUGGUUUCCUGAAAGAGUUGCGGGCGCUAGCACAAAGGAAACGUGCUAUCGAGAAUGAACCAAUGUUGGAUCGUGAAGCGAAGAGACGAAAGAUUGAUGAGCUGAAAUUAUGCAUUCAUGGCACGCGAUGCCGCGUCGAGGACCUUGCGUUGAAUUUCACGGUCAAUCCUCCAUCGUCGGUGUUCGAUUAUGAAGAAAUGGAGUUGGUUGAAGGUGGAGCAGACAUGGAUGUUACAAUGGACAAUGUUGAGCUUUAUGUACAGAAAUGUGCCGACUUCUAUCUUAAUACGGGAAUAAUUAACCAGAUGCGCGCAUUCCGUGAUGGGUUUGAUCGCGUUUUUGGAUUACGGGCGCUACGCUCGUAUAGCCCAGAAGAAGUGCAGCGAUUACUAUCCGGUGAACAAUGCCCUGAGUGGACGCGUGAAGAUGUUCUCAACUAUACGGAGCCCAAACUGGGUUACACCAAGGAUUCUCCUGGUUUCCUUCGUUUCGUAGACGUCAUGGUUGAGUUGAAUUCUCAAGAACGGAAGAACUUCCUGCAAUUUGCCACGGGAUGCUCCAGCUUACCGCCAGGAGGUCUUGCCAAUCUUCACCCUCGUUUGACUGUUGUUCGUAAAGUUGAGAGUGGCGAUGGAAGCUAUCCCUCCGUGAAUACUUGCGUGCAUUACCUCAAACUACCGGAGUAUUCGUCGGCUGAUAUUUUACGGGAACGACACCUGAGUGCUAGACAACGGGACUGUUUGGCUUGGAAAAUCUCUCAUUUAACGUUCCUGGUUUAUGCUGAUCAAGUUAGCUUGAUUAGUGAGGCCUUGCGUAGAAUGUCACUGCCGACUAUCGUCCGGGACACUCAACUAGUUGGACAACACCUUUUCGAUCAUACUCCAUACGUUCGCGCUGAGAUCGACCGCUUUAUUGACAGGUUCGAGAAAAAUGAAAGACACCGCGAGUUCGAUGGGAUUCUUCGUGCCAGUCAUGCUUUAAUCGAAGCUGCUGAAACUCCUGUCGAAGCGUUAUUUGAUGCUGGAAAAAUGAAAACAUUAACGGAAAGUAUUAAUCUGCUCACGGAACGAUUACAGAAACUUUCACAACCCACAUAUGCGAAGGAACAUGAAGAAUAUUUGGCGGAAGUUGCGAAGAAACAAAAAGAAUUGCUAGAGCAACGCCGUACAGAGGCGCAUCUUAGAUUAAGAAACUCGAUUUCAUGA
This is a messenger RNA of Necator americanus (New World hookworm), 8265 nucleotides long. RefSeq lists its product as uncharacterized. Gene Ontology annotation, cellular component: nuclear speck; BLOC-1 complex; transport vesicle. NCBI's taxonomy places the organism in Eukaryota, Metazoa, Nematoda, Chromadorea, Rhabditida, Ancylostomatidae. Gene Ontology annotation, biological process: proteasome-mediated ubiquitin-dependent protein catabolic process; anatomical structure development; protein K63-linked ubiquitination. Bases 1 to 8265 code for a protein of 2754 amino acids. The record is from RefSeq and is a predicted model, not a curated record. Gene Ontology annotation, molecular function: ubiquitin protein ligase activity; protein binding; metal ion binding. The transcript has 67 exons.